UCAUAAGAUUGUUAGUCAUAGCUCUUUUUUUUUUUCGUUUUAUAUUUUCAGAUCUGAACUCUGAGUCUCCUUGUUGUCAAUCAAGCCAUGUCUUUGUUCUUGCAUGCUGGAAACACAAACAAAAAUGCCUUUAAGGCACUCAUUGCCGCUGAAUACAGUGGCGUGGAGGUCAAAUUGGUUCAGAACUUUGAGAUGGGUGUCUCGAAUAAAACUCCUGAGUUCCUCAAAAUGAACCCUAUUGGAAAGGUUCCUGUGCUAGAAACACCCGAGGGUCCCAUAUUUGAGAGCAAUGCUAUUGCUCGUUACGUUACUCGCUCAAAGGCUGACAAUCCUCUAUUCGGUUCUACAUUGAUUGAUUAUGCUCGUAUUGAGCAGUGGAUUGAUUUUGCAUCCAUGGAAGUUGAUGCUAAUAUUGCAAAAUGGCUCUAUCCAAGAGUUGGUUUGUCUGUCUACCUUCCUCCCGCCGAGGAAGCUGCUAUUGCUUCAUUGAAGAGAGCACUGGGCUCAUUAAGCACUCACCUUGCUUCCAAUACCUACCUGGUUGGGCACUCAGUCACCCUUGCUGACAUUAUCAUGACAUGCAAUCUCUAUAUGGGUUUUUUCCAUAUAAUGACGAAGAGUUUUACCUCGGAAUUCCCUCACAUCGAGAGGUACUUCUGGACCAUGGUUAAUCAGCCAAAUUUCAAGAAGAUUAUCGGUGAAGUAAAGCAGGCAGAGACCAUGCCACCUGUUACAUUGAAGAAGCCUGCAGCUCAGCCGAAAGAGACUAAACCAAAGGCCAAGGCUGAACCAAAGAAAGAAACAAAAAAGGAGGCUGAGAAACCGCCAGCAAAGGCUGAGGCUGCUGAGGAGGAAGAGGCACCAAAGCCCAAACCGAAGAAUCCUCUCGAUUUGCUGCCGCCCAGUAAGAUGGUACUCGACGAUUGGAAGAGGCUGUACUCCAACACAAAGACAAAUUUCCGUGAGGUUGCAAUUAAAGGGUUCUGGGACAUGUACGAUCCCGAAGGAUUCUCACUCUGGUUCUGCGACUACAAAUACAAUGAGGAGAAUACAGUCUCAUUUGUCACCAUGAACAAAGUAGGAGGGUUCUUACAGAGAAUGGAUUUGGCGCGCAAAUAUGCAUUCGGGAAGAUGUUGGUAAUCGGAGCCGAGCCCCCAUUCAAGGUCAAAGGAUUAUGGCUUUUCCGCGGGCAAGAAAUUCCUCAAUUCGUCCUCGACGAGUGCUACGACAUGGAACUGUAUGAGUGGAAGAAGGUCGAUAUCACCGAUGAAGAACAGAAGGAACGAGCGAGUCAGAUGAUAGAAGACUGUGAACCUUUUGAGGGAGAGCCUCUGUUGGAUGCCAAGUGCUUUAAAUGAGAAGCUAGCAAUCUCUCUUCCCUUUACCUUCUAUUUUCUAUGCUAUGAUAUUUCAAUUUUUGGUAGACUCGUGUGUCAUUUCAACCAAGUUUUCCUCUUCAGAUGUAUGAACUAGGAUGGGUUUAAGUGCUAUUUUUGUUUCACAAUU
Messenger RNA from Hibiscus syriacus, 1507 nucleotides. Its product is annotated as elongation factor 1-gamma 2-like. NCBI's taxonomy places the organism in Eukaryota, Viridiplantae, Streptophyta, Magnoliopsida, Malvales, Malvaceae. The transcript has 7 exons. The record is from RefSeq and is a predicted model, not a curated record. The coding region runs from base 88 to 1359 and encodes 423 amino acids. Gene Ontology annotation, molecular function: glutathione transferase activity; translation elongation factor activity. Gene Ontology annotation, biological process: translational elongation.